Messenger RNA from Epinephelus fuscoguttatus (brown-marbled grouper), 936 nucleotides. RefSeq names its product glycine cleavage system protein H (aminomethyl carrier), b (gene gcshb). The coding region runs from base 94 to 618 and encodes 174 amino acids. Gene Ontology annotation, cellular component: cytoplasm; glycine cleavage complex; mitochondrion. The record is from RefSeq and is a predicted model, not a curated record. The transcript is spliced from 5 exons. Gene Ontology annotation, biological process: protein lipoylation; glycine decarboxylation via glycine cleavage system. Lineage: Eukaryota; Metazoa; Chordata; Actinopteri; Perciformes; Serranidae.
UGCGCGCUCCCGCGGUCAAGUGUAAGCGCACCCGACAAGUGGAGACACACACACACAUACACACACACACACACACACACACACAGAGUGAAGAUGGCGAUGAGAGCAGCGCUGCGGUGCCUCUCUGCAAACUUUUCUCCCAGACUGCCUCAACUCUCGUCGGCGGCGCAGCUUCCAGCGACCCGGCUGCUGUGGAGGAGCGACUUAGCGCGGACACUGAGGACCAGCUCGGCCCUGUCCACAGCCCUAAAGUUCACAGAUAAGCACGAGUGGGUGCGAGUGGAAGAUGGAGUUGGCACAGUGGGUAUCAGCAAUUAUGCUCAGGAAGCAUUAGGUGAUGUGGUUUACUGUGGACUCCCAGAAAUUGGCCAAAGACUUGAACAGUUGGAGGAGUUUGGUGCCUUGGAAAGCGUAAAGGCUGCCAGUGAGCUAUACUCUCCGCUGACAGGAGAAGUGACUGAAAUCAACACAGAGCUGGCAGAGAAUCCUGCACUUGUGAAUAAAGCCUGCUAUGCAGAGGGGUGGCUAAUCAAGAUGACCAUUGAAAAGCCAGAGGAACUCGAUGGCCUCAUGGAUCAAGCUGCAUAUGAUAAAUUUACUAAGUCACUUGAAGAAUAAAUGGAUGAACUGACUGUGCUGUUUUUGUAAUGUCAUUGAAAUCAAAGAUUAGUAGGCAGGGUUACUAACAUCUUGCGUGACACUCUUUCUUAUCUGUGGUAUUUAUUUUGAUACUGGAAGUGUGCUAUCAAAAUAAUUAAAAAUCCUCAGUAACAUCUUCCACGUAGGUUAGGAUUUGUUUAGCUACUAGCUGACCCAACGGGCUCUUAAUCUCAACAUCUGUCAGUGAACGUGUUCCUCGUGUUUUGCUCCAUGUGCAGAGAUGGAAAGUGAUUGUAAGAGCCGUGUCACAUUCAUAUAAUAAAAGUUUGGUCCUUA